AUGGCAAUCACAAAUCCUCCUCCGACUUCUCCACGCCAGCUCCUCCAAUCUCUUCUCAUCCUCACAAAUGAAAUCUCGAACUCCAAAAAGCUCCUCCAAUCUCCUCCUCAGAAGUUCAACUCCUCCUCAAUUCUCCGAAAAUCCAACCUCCUAUCCCUUCUCUUCCAUGACCUCCUCCUUCUACCCCCUUAUCUCCUCCCACCUUCCGCCAUCCUCUGCCUCUCCGAGCUCUCCCAUCUUCUCCAAUCCCUAAAUUCCCUCUUUGACAAAAUCUCAAACACCAGCAAGACAUGGCUUCUCUUCCACAACUCCUCCCUCUCCAACGCUUUUCACCACCUCAAUUUCGAUCUCUCCACCGUCCUGGACAUCUUCCCACUCUCUUCCCUCCCUCUCUCCAAUGACCUCUGCGAACAGAUCCUUCUCCUCAAAUCUCAGUGCUCCCGAUCUAGACCCUUGGUCCAUCCCUCCGACGACCAUCUCCGCUCUCAUAUCCUUGCACUCAUAGAGGACAUCGAGCUCGGCACCGCGCCCGAUCGAUCCCGACUCGCUGCAGUUUUCGGAACGCUGAAAUUCGAUGAUUCUACAAGCUGCGGAGUCGAGAUCAAGAGACUCGAGGACGAGAUACCCAAUCAGGUAUCGUCUAAGUCAACGGCCACGAUUGUCGCUCUUGUCGGCCUUGUGCGGUACGGUAAGUGCGUCCUCUUCGGCCCGUCCACGCCGAGAUCUUUACCGAAGCUCGGCUUUGCGGUGGCAGAUGCCUUCUUCCCGGUGGAUUUCCGGUGCCCGAUCUCUCUCGAUCUGAUGCAGGACCCGGUCGUGGUCGCGUCCGGGCAAACGUAUGAUCGGGCGAGUAUCAGCCGUUGGUUCGGAUCCGGACAUGCCACGUGUCCGAAAACGGGGCAGGUGCUACCGCAUUCCGACCUCAUUCCGAACCUAGCUCUGAAGAAUCUAAUAUCCAGUUGGUGCCAGGAAAGGAAUAUUCCGUUCAAGACUAAGCCGGAAGAAAACGGUGCCGUCGUGAAUAAAGCGGCCAAAGAGGCAACCAGAAUGACGGCAUUAUUCCUCGUCGGGAAACUAGCGGAAUCGCCGUUAACGGACGCCGCCAACCGCAUCGUCCACGAGCUGCGGGCCCUGGCUAAGACAGGGUCGGAAAACCGUGCCAGCAUUGCCGAAGCGGGAGCCAUACCCUUGCUGGUACCGCUGCUAGGCUCGGACGACCCGAAGCUGCAGGUUAACGCCGUAACGGCUCUUUUCAACCUUUCUAUACUCGAAGCUAACAAGGAGGCGAUCAUGGAGAGUAACGGCGCUUUUGACGGCCUACUCGGGGUUUUAGGCUCGGGUGCCACGUGGGAAGCCAAGGAGAACGCAGCUGCCACGGUGUUGAGCCUAUCGGCCAUCCACUCAUAUAGGAAGAGAUUCGGAAAGGAUUCACGUGUUGUUGGAGCGUUGGUUGAUUUGGUUAAGGUGGGACCCACAAGUUCGAGGAGGGAUGCUUUCGCGGCUAUUUUGAAUCUGGCUGGGGAUAGGGAUACAGUGGGGAGGUUUUUGGAGAAAGGGCUUGUGGAGCUGGCUUUGACAGAGGCUGAGAAAGAGGAGGCCGCCGAGGAGGCAUUGGCAAUGCUGGCGGCCAUAGCUAAGACGGGUGGAGCAGAGGCACUGGCGGCAACCGAGGGUGUUGUUACAAAGCUGAUGAAGGUUUUGAUGAACGGUUCAGAUCGCGGAAAGGAGCAUGCAGCGGCGGCUCUCGUGGCAGUGUCCCAGAAAGGAGGGAGAGGUGUUUUGGAGGAGCUGGCCUGCACGCCGGGCAUUGAGAAGGUGCUUUUGGAAUUGAUGGCGUCGGGGACGAUGACGGCAAGAGCUAAGGCAGCCGCCCUUGGCCGGAUGCGCCGGAGAUGGAUGAUCACGAGAGUGAUCGAUCCAACGGUCAGAUUUCCUUCCCGGACAGCCACGCUAGAAGCCUAAUUUUCUUUUACAUCCUCUCUUUGUUGUGGUCCUUUUAAUUGUAUAUAGCCGUGAUUCUUCAGUUUCCGUCGUCAAUUACUUUUUUGGUGGGAAAAAGGAAAGAAUCAU
Magnolia sinica is the source of this 2070-nucleotide messenger RNA. RefSeq names its product U-box domain-containing protein 16. The record is from RefSeq and is a predicted model, not a curated record. Bases 1 to 1962 code for a protein of 653 amino acids. Gene Ontology annotation, cellular component: nucleus; cytoplasm. The transcript has a single exon. Gene Ontology annotation, biological process: protein ubiquitination. Gene Ontology annotation, molecular function: protein binding; ubiquitin-protein transferase activity. Lineage: Eukaryota; Viridiplantae; Streptophyta; Magnoliopsida; Magnoliales; Magnoliaceae.